CUCCCUGGCGGGAGUGUCCGCGGUGUCGUCCAGUCCAGGUUUUUCCGCCUGUUGCUCGCUCCUUGGGACCGACACACACACAGAGCUCGGGAAGGGGGGGGGCUGCUAGGAUCCAGGCCGGGUUUUGACGCCUGUGCAGCCGGGCGGCACUCGGUUUGGUCUGCUGGAAGAAGCCGCGAGAGCAAGAACCGCCUGGAGGGCGAGCGACGACGCGGAAGGAGGCUGGCCACCGACGGGAAGCGCUGGGGGCUCUGCAGCGCCUGGCCCGCAGGGAGAGCGCUGCCUCCGCUUCAGUCAACCGACCAGACUGCCUGCCUGGCCACGGUGAGGUCUGGCCGGCGGCAGCAGUCAGAAAUCUAAUGUUGCAAUGGCCGGGGGAGUAAGGACAUAGUUAUCGUGCUUUGGGAGAGCUUUAAGACGGGAAAGACCAGACUAGACAAAGCAGCGGAGCUUUCAUUCAGAACGAGUAUUGGAUGCAUUCCCAAGCGUUUCUUGAGGGUCUGUUCUGUUCUGUGGAGGCAAGAGGCUUUGCAAUGAUGGACUUGGUCUGAAGGUACCUAAUGCAGCAAGCUUGCCAAAGGAGUGACGGAACCAGACUGGCAGACUUCUUGGUUAAAGGAGGCAGAUGCUGGAACAAUGGAUCCUUCUGUCCUCUAGUUCUCUCUUGCACCCAACAGUCAGCCCAUCUUUUCAGUUAGGUGCUUUGAGAAGUUGUUUCAUUUACACUUCCCCCCGUGCAUGGACAAAGUGAAAAGGGCCAAACUCAACUGGAAACCGAGACUGUUUUGAUUUACUCAGGCAUGCCGUGUAGAGGACCAAAGCACAGAAGAACAGAUCUGUCCUUUGAAGUGGCCGCCUGGAUCCUAGAGGGUCCUCUCCCAAGGCAUGCUGGUGUGAAGCGCCCCCUGCGGCUCCCUGUGCAUUCUGACUCAAGACUUUAAAUAAAAUAACCCUUCGGGCUGUCUGUUCAAGGCUUUUCAUGGCCUCUUUGCUGCUGUAGCUGCUGCUUCAAAAGUGCUGAUGCUCUGAUUGGCUGGACAACGCUGAGGGAAAGAUGCUAGACCUCAGCUUUCUGACGGAAGACGAGUAUGGGAAGCUGAUGAAAGUGCUGCAGAGGGAUGCAGAGCUCAAGAGAAAGGAUGGUGAUCGUAUCAGGCGAUUGCAAGGCUCUCUGAAAGAUGAGAAGAAGAAGAAAUUUGUGACCGGCGAAUGGUUCCAUGAGGUGAAGGCCCAGCGCUUCCAAGAGACAUUAGAAGGGACAGAUCUGCUUCGAGCGUCAAUUAAAAAGAAAAAGAGCAGCUCUGACUGUGAGAACAAUGAGCAUGCCCCAGCCCGUCUGGAAGACAGAAAAGCAUCAUUACCGUCAGAAGCAACAGUCUCGUGCUCCCCUAAAUCAGAAGAAGAAAGAUGGCAUGAACCUGCUCUGGAUUCUGCAAAAGGACACAGAUCCAAGCCGAAGCCAAGACUGAGGGUGUCUACCUUCCCAUCCUCUGCAGAAAAGAGAUCGAGUCUAGAAGAUGUCUCUCCAGCAGACAGCGGCGUUGGCAUAAGUCCAUUCCUGGUUACAAGAAGCAACUCACAAGGGUAUGGAAAAGGUCAUGACAUACCCUCAGCAAUAUCUGCAAAGCUUUCCGAAAGGGAUCUUGAUUUUCCUUACUCAACCGGCGGGGAUAUUCCCGAUACUGCAACAGAAAACCGUGCGAUUUCAGUAGUUACGCAGGAAGAAUCCAGCACUUCCAGCAAGAUACUGGUGAAGAGGGCGUCUAGCAAAGGGUUGUUUUGCCCCAACACAGUUGUAGGGAAUGGAGCUGAGAAACCAGAGUUUGGCCUGGCAAAAAAGGAAUCACUGAAGAGCUCAAAACUGCCAACUCUAGAAUGGGAAAAUGGUCGUUCUGUAAAACAAGGAGCCAAUUACACUAUCUCAUCUAGCAGCAACAAAGACGAGGACGUUGUCCUAGACCGGGAACAUUUCAAGAACUUGAAGAGUUUUUGGGAGAAGGGAGGUGAGCCUGCCUUGGCUAAUGAUGUAUCUGAAAUCUUGAUAGAAAAGGCCAACACCACAGACGUCGGCCUAAGGCCAUCAAGAUUGAACCGGUCUCUCUCAACCCAGUCCAAUAACAGCCAAAAUGGCGAUGGCAAGUCCGCUGCUAAUAUACAUCCCAAAGCCAGAAUCCCCUACAGAAAACCAGCCACCUUGUCUUCCAGCGAAGAUGAGCCUACUUACACAGUGCCACCAAGGAAAGGAUCAGGAUCGUCUAUCCCCAGGUCCACAUACGGCAGAAGCAAAGGGGGAACAGCUAACAGAAAUAGCCUAAGUGAUGGAAAUGGGAAGCAGUCUCCAGUGGUGGAGGAGGAGGAGAAGGUGCAGCGUUGCACCAGGAGAUCAAAAUUGCCAGUUCGAGUGCCUUCAGUCAAAAUAGAGGCACCAACUAAAGAGCAGGCUGGCAUCACUUUUGAGCCGGAGACACCCGCUGACGAGUUUGUCAUGGCCGAAGAAAGCAAACGCAAGAUGAAUUCAUUGGCAGGUAGGGUUCAGAUAUUGAUAGAGUCCGUACCUUCAGAGGACAUUGAUAAACUUGCUAGUGCUGUGGAAGGAAGUUCUGACUUGGGCUCUCGGGACAACCUAGAAACUGAAAAGAUGUUGCUUAAGGAUGAACCUUGUAGUCUUGCAAAGGACCCGCUGCAAAACGAAGCUGUUGACCAAAGAGGAGUCGCUCAAGAAAUGGAUUCUUCUACACUUUCAGAGGGAAACAGGCAUCAUGCUCCUGUUGCCAAGAAGUUAAUUCGCGCCAACGGCUACAGCUUUGCAAAGAGCAUGGUGAACCUUUACACGACCACAGAAACCUACACUAAGCCCCAGAUGUUAAGCCAUCAGUAUCUUGAGCCCGAGAGAGCCAAAGACCUUAGCAAAUCCAUCCCUCUCCUCCUCUCUGAGACGGAAUCGGACACAGCUUCAGAAAUCAGCUUCCAGUUCAGCAGGCACAAGAAAACACCCAGCAUGGGGAGCCACUCCUCCGACAUGGCCUCCGUCUCCUCGGUGAGCGGCAGCGUCCUGAGUGUGUACAGCGGUGAUUUCGGAAGCGUUGACGCUCAGGGACUCGUUCAGUUUGCCCUGGAUUAUGAUGAGAAAAAUCGGGAAUUCCAAAUUUUUGUCUCCCAGUGCAAGGACCUGGCUGUUGUGGAUGAGAAAAAAGGACGGACGGACCCGUACGUCAAAACCUACCUGCUUCCAGACAAAGCGCGGAUGGGAAAGAGGAAAACAUCUGUGAAGAAGAGAACAGUGAGCCCUAUUUUCAACGAGGUGCUGCGGUACAAAAUAGAGAAAAUGGUUCUGCUGAUUCAAAAACUAAACCUGUCCCUUUGGCACAACGACCCUUUGGGGAGGAACAGUUUCCUGGGUGAGAUGGAAAUAGACCUUGCUGGUUGGGACUGGCAGAACAAUAAGCUGAACUGGUACAUGCUCAAGCCGCGGAGCCUCUCGGCCAUCAAUUAUGUCGAUAACCGGGGAGUGAUGAACCUGUCCAUCAAGUAUGUCCCACCAGGGAGUCUAGGUCGGAAGACUCCUCCCUCUGGGGAGGUCCAUAUCUGGGUAAAAGACACUAAAGACCUCCCACAGUUACGUCCUUCUGGAGUGGACUCCUUUGUGAAAUGCUACGUUCUCCCAGACACCAGCAAGAAGAGUUAUCAAAAAACCCGAAUUGUCAAGAGAGAUUCAAACCCCAUCUUCAACCACACCAUCGUGUAUGACGGGUUUCACACGGAAGAUCUGAAAGAUGCUUGUGUGGAGCUGACCGUCUGGGAUCAUGAGAAACUCACCAAUCACUUCCUCGGCGGGAUCCGGCUGGGACUUGGGACAGGCUCUAGUUAUGGCAUUGCUGUUGACUGGAUGGAUUCCACGCAAGAGGAGGUGGCCUUUUGGCAGGAAAUGAUGGCAACGGCAAAUGAAUGGAUUGAAGGAUCACUGCCUUUGCGCUCCUUGGCUGGAAAAAGGAAGCUUAAGUGAAACUUUGGGCAUCCAGUGAAGCUUUUGAGAUGAAAUUUCAGGUACAGGUGUCAGAUGGGGAGGACUUUUGACUGUUGUUGAGCAUUGGGCUAUUUAGAUCAUGCCGGCAACAUACUUCAAAGAAGCUAAGGAUUAUUUCCUAUCCCGAGAGAGGACUGAAAAGGCAUCAUGCAAAUAUCACACCUCAACUUAGCUGAAAAGCAUCAAAGAUGUACUGUUUACCUCUGCGACAUUAUGUACUACAACUUAGAUUUUGUUUUAAUUAGAUAUUGGAUAUGUACCCAGAAGGCAGGGAAGAAGAGAUGUAAAUGUUUUAUUGAAUUUUUUAAAAAUUUGUUCUAUUUCUAUUUCCAGGAUGGGUUUUUGUUUGUUUUUCUGCACAGAGGAAGUUGUAAUAAAAUGGUGGUCUAGCACAACACACCAUUCAGUGAGCACAAUGUCACAAAAUCCAAACAACUGUGAAGCACGCAGCCUGAUAUAAAUAAAACAUGAAAACUCUGAACUAGGAACUAUAUGAUAGGAGUUGAUUUAAGCUGAGCCAGAUGAGUGAUCCAGCUAGCCAGCACUCUCUGUCUCGAGAAUGGGCCAAAAAUAGGUGAUAGUCUACGAGUAGACUCUUGGCAGUGGUUUCUGAAAGCCCACCUAGUGCAUGCUGGCUGCUAAGAUUCUUACAAAGGAUAUUGGCACCUCUUUUGUUCUUAAUAAAGAGUGAAUACUUAAGAUCGCUUUUAUGGCCUGGGCUAAACUAUGGACAAAACCAUAGUUUAGAGUUAUGAGGUGAGACUCAAAAGUCUGUGUGGUCUCUCUUUACCUCCCCAUCCCUCCUUUGAUGCAGGCACGAGGACUUUUUGCUUCGGUUUUAGAUUAACCACAAGUUGCCAUGGUAAUUUGAACCCAACCAACUGUGGUUAUUGUUAAUGAUGGCUUGUUCAAAUUAGCCACUUUAAAACUGUUGUUAAGAUUAACCAUAGUUUAGGGUUCGGCUUUAAUGCUAAACUAUGGUUAAUCUACAACAGAAAUUUCCGUUGACUCCUCAUGACUCCAUCAGAGGGGAGGGGUACCAUGUGAAGCCAAGGCUCACUGCAGCUCUUGCUCAUAAAUGCUAAACCAUGAUUUAGCAUAAUGUGUGGACCAGGCCAAUAUGUAUUCUACACACACAUGCGUGCACAUACACAAGCACACAUGGUUGUGUGGCACUUUAAAGACUAACAAACCUAUUGUGGCACAUGCUCAUGGAUUUAAGUCCACGCAUUGAUGCAUGUGUCUGCAAUCCUGAAAGCUGCUGCUAGUCAGUGUAGACAAUACUGAGUUAGAUGGAUCGACAGUCUGACUCCAUAUAAGGCAGUGAUCUGCGUUCCAACUCCCCAUCGGGGACAUCACAACUUCUGCCCAACCUCACAAGCACCUUCCACAAAGCAAUCCACUGGCAUUGGAGAAAGGGCCGGAGCUCAGAGGCAGAGCAUCUGCUUUGCAUGCAGAAGGACCCAGGUUCAAUCCCCAGCAUCACCAGGCAGGGCUGGGAAUGACCCCUGCCAGAAGCCCUGGAGAGCCACUGCCAGUCAGUGUAGACAAUACUGAGCUAGAUGGACCACCAGUCGGUCUCGGUAUAAGGAGAAAGUUCACGUCAAUAGUUCAGAGUAUUGCAAAAUGCCAUUUCUUGAAGGCGUAGUGGCUAAGCGACAAAUCAGGAAGUCCCCAGUUCAAAACUCCCCUCUGCCAUAAAUUCACUUGGUGGUGGCCACUGUCUUUCAGCCUCAAUUCCCCUCUCCUGUCUGUCACAUGGGGGAUAAUAAGGCUGAUUCAUCCUAUGGGGCUGUUGUAAGGAUUACUGCUGAAUAAUGCGUGCGAAGCACUUUGAUUGCUUGAAAACACUCUACAGUAUUCUUAAUGUAAGAUGCUUAGGAAAUAUUUGUUAUCCUUAUAAUAAUAAUAAUAAGUGUCAACGACAACAAUGCCUCCUCAUCUUAAAUGUCAAAGUCUGGAUCAUUUUUGUCCCAGAAUAAAGUGGAGGGACCAUUUGUGCAUUCCAUUUUAAGAACAUAAGAGCCCAGUUGGAUCAGGCCAGUGGCCCAUCUAGUCCACCAUCCUGUUCUCACAGUGGCCAACCAGAUGCCCACAAGAGCAUUUUGUUAGCCAGCAGUUUGUUCAUUUCAAUGAAGCCCCAGUUAAAAAUAAGAUUCUCUGUGUGAACUAGUGUACUGCAGUAAUGAAUACUGCCUAUUGUAGCUGACUCAGAUAAUGUGCAUUCUGGGCCAAAUUCAAGGUGUUAACAUUAGUGUAAAAGCCCUAAAUGAUCUAGGUUCCCAAUAUCUGAAAGACCACCUCCUUCCUGCGGAUCCCCUCAGGUGUUAAGAUCAGCAGAGGGGACCCUCUUGGUAGUUCCAUCAUCCUCGAAAGUGCAGGGAAUGGCGGCCCAGGAGAAGGCUUUCUCUGGGUCAUCCCAUAACCUGUGGAAUUCCCUCCCCACAGGGCUGCAUCAUCAUUGUCAAAUGCUGAAGAUGCACCCUAGCCUUUGACAGUUCAGGUAUUUUGUUUUGUGGGACCCAUCUCUUUUGCUGAAUUUAUAUUGUUCUGUUCUGGUUGGAACUGGCUAUACUUGUUUUUUAUAAUUGUAACUGGUUUGGCUUGUACCUAACAAAGUCCUUCCAUUAGCUCAAGGACUUCUUGUGCAACAGAACUGCCCCUCCCUCUCCUCUUCCUCCAUGCCCAUGCAUCCCCGCCCCAGAAAUCUGCUCCAGAUGGUUGGGGGACAGAUUUGGGGGGGGGUGAUGACCCUGUAAAUGUUACACAGUAAUUAUGGUGUCGGUUUUGUAGGGUAAAUGUGGUAAGUAGAGUGAGUGAGGGGGGAGUACAUGUGUUGGAAUGUGGAGGAAUGCUGAGUUAUGAUUGGCUGAGCAUCUGGGUGGUUGAAGGUGUAAAAGAGAAUGACAGUUGUUGGGGGGGGAUGGUUGGUUCUGGGUUUUGGAGGGGUGGAUUUGUGUUUAGGCGGAGUGAGGCAGGUUUUGGGACUAAGAGAUGUAAAGAGAAAACUAUUAUAUGUAACCAUGUGCAUGUUGACUGAACUUAAAGUAAUCUUGUUUAUUCCUUGUGUUAUUAAAAAAUAGUUUUGGUUUAACAACAUGCCUAAUCCGUGGCUGGGAUAUUACAGACCUGAAGGGUGGGCAGAGCAAAUACCAAAGCUGGGAACAGUGUCAAUGGUGGCAGCGGUGAAGGGAUAGUGUAACCGCAGCAGGUAUCCAAAGCAACCCAAGACUGUCAUCUUUAAAGGCAGAAAGAUACAGGGGGGUUGUGGCCUGUAAGUGCACCCAGACUCUACGUAGCAAUCUGAGGAGGAGACUAAGGCACAGUCUCAGGGCAGUAUUGCGUUACCGAGUGUCAGGUGGUGGCGCCUAGUAGUGGGAUUGUGAGAGACCUGUGCUGGGGCCAGUGUGAGAGAUCCAUUACGAGACCAGACCCAGAGUAGGGGUCUGAUGGGGCUCUGCACAGGGAGGAGAGGGAAAGGAAGUUUCAUUGUGCAAGCGGAAGUCCUUGCAUUAGCAGGACGACUUGGUUGACUACAAGCCUUUAAUCUGUUUUUAUAACUGUACAUAACAUUGUUGUAACCUGCCCUGGGCCUUAUGGUGGUAAGAAAUCUUAUAAAUAAAAA
Messenger RNA from Rhineura floridana, 7649 nucleotides. RefSeq names its product synaptotagmin-like protein 2. Gene Ontology annotation, molecular function: small GTPase binding; neurexin family protein binding. NCBI's taxonomy places the organism in Eukaryota, Metazoa, Chordata, Lepidosauria, Squamata, Rhineuridae. Gene Ontology annotation, biological process: intracellular protein transport; exocytosis. Bases 1055 to 4003 code for a protein of 982 amino acids. The record is from RefSeq and is a predicted model, not a curated record. The transcript has 18 exons. Gene Ontology annotation, cellular component: exocytic vesicle; plasma membrane.